AUGUUUUGGGGUAGUGCUAUUGGCAAGUUUGCUGGUCUUGGUAUCUACUCCAAUGGGAUCUUUGGGGGUACCUCUACCGGCAGGUUUGGCCUUGGCAUAUACUCCAAUAAGACGUUUGGGGGUAUUGGUACUGGAAGGUUUGGCCCUGGUACUGGGACUAGCAGGUUUGGCCCUGCUAAUGAUACUGGCAGGUUUGGCCUUGCUAUUGAUACUAACAGGUUUGGCCUUGGCAUAUACUCCAAUGGGAUGUCCAAUGGGAUGUUUGAGGGAACUGAUACUAGCAGGUUUGGCCUUGCUACUGGUACUGACAGGUUUGGCCUUGGCAUAUGCUCCAAUGGGAUGUUUGAGGGAACUAGUACUAGCAGGUUUGGCCCUGAUACUAGGACUAGCAGGUUUGUCCUUGAUACUAGUACUGACAGGUUUGGUCUUGGCAUAUACUCUAAUGGGAUGUUUGAGGAAACUAGUAUUGAUAGGUUUGGCCCUGGUAUUAGGACUAGCAGGUUUGGCCUUGAUACUGGUAUUGGCAGGUUUGGCCUUGACAUAUACUCCAAUGGGAUGUUUGGGGGUACUAGCAUUGGCAAGUUUGACUUUGGCAUCUACUCCAAUGGGAUUUUUAGGGAUACCAGUAUCGGGAACUUUGGCCUUGGCAUUUACUCCUUUGAAAUGUUUGGGGGCUUUUAG
Molecule: messenger RNA, 681 nt
Organism: Macadamia integrifolia
Lineage: Eukaryota; Viridiplantae; Streptophyta; Magnoliopsida; Proteales; Proteaceae
Product: suprabasin-like
Exons: 1
Coding region: 1-681 (226 amino acids)
Source: RefSeq, a predicted model, not a curated record